Molecule: messenger RNA, 1079 nt
Organism: Folsomia candida
Lineage: Eukaryota; Metazoa; Arthropoda; Collembola; Entomobryomorpha; Isotomidae
Product: charged multivesicular body protein 1a
Exons: 7
Coding region: 353-943 (196 amino acids)
Biological process (GO): endosome transport via multivesicular body sorting pathway; protein transport; late endosome to vacuole transport
Cellular component (GO): ESCRT III complex; multivesicular body
Source: RefSeq, a predicted model, not a curated record
ACUCGCCCAGUAAAUAAACAAACCAACGGCUGCUGAACUGAUGAGGUAAUCACAGUUGAAUUCGUCACUCUUUUGCAUAGUUCAGUUACAAAAAAUUCUUCAUCCCACACGAGAUAACAAAGUCACGGCGUGAAUUAUUAGUCACCCUUCAUUGUGUUGAAAGGAGUAAGUUAAUUCACCAAGUUACGAAUUAUUUAUUCGCUUUGCACAAAUUGUGCAUUUCUUCGCAAUUCUCAAAAAUCUUGUGCCUUGCUUGAUUUCAAUUAAGUUCAGUGUUACUUUAGGUGACAGGUAAUUAUUUCAAGACCAGUUCAUCUUGAGGGGAUUUUGUGGAAUUGAGGGAAAUUGUACAAUGGACGAUACGCUCUUCCAACUCCGUUUUACGGCUAAGCAACUUGAAAAAUUAUCUAAAAAGGCAGAGAAGGAAGAAGCUGCUCAGAAAGCAAAAGUUAAAAAAGCUCUCCAACAAGGAAACAUCGAGGGUGCAAGGAUAUAUGCAGAAAAUGCUAUUCGAAAGAAAAAUGAAGGUCUCAACUACCUCAGAAUGUCGUCCAAGGUUGACGCUGUCCGGUGCAAAGUACAGUCAGCAGUUACAAUGAAGGCGGUGGCGCAUAAUAUGCAGACCGUUGUAAAGGGCCUUGAAAAAGCUAUGAAGGCUAUGGACUUGGAAAAGGUUUCAAAAAUUAUGGAUCAGUUUGAAAGUCAAGUAGAAGACUCGGAUGUCAGAAUUUCUGUGAUGGAAGACGCAAUGGGUUCUUCAACUACUACAAGCACACCUGCACAACAAGUUGACAGCUUAAUUAACCAAAUUGCCGACGAAUAUGGACUCGAUGUACAAUCACAAAUUGCGUCUGCGGCAAUUCCCAGCACUGCAUUACGUGCUGACACUAAGAAAGAAAAGGAGGAGGAUUUAUCAAAAAGGCUGCAAGGACUUCGAAACUAAAUAAUCAAGGAGUAAUUUAUGACACAGACGACCUGAUACAAUAUACAUAAUUCCUUAUACCGCAAGAGUUUUACUUAUCGAAUGGAAUAAUACAAUAUGAUUAUCUGGAAUGAAGACUUGAAUUUUUUAUAAGACA